Anisakis simplex (herring worm) is the source of this 168-nucleotide messenger RNA. The record is from the annotation of a GenBank genome assembly. Lineage: Eukaryota; Metazoa; Nematoda; Chromadorea; Rhabditida; Anisakidae.
AUGACAAGUCUGAUCCUUGCCCAAUUGAAUGGUUUGGUAUUUCCACCGGGUCUUGACGGAAAUUCAAAAUACUACGUGCAUCUGGAGACACGUAUUGGUAUUCACGGUAAACCAGAAAGAUGUGUGAACGCAGAUAAAGAGGGUUGUGGUGGUAUCGGCUCAUGGUAA